AUGACACGUUCCGACCGAGUUGAAAACUGCAGCUUCGAUUGGAUGAAAUCUCCUCACCCCGGUAAUUUCCCUGCAUUCUCUCUGGCAGAGGACAGGUUAAACAUGGCGUCGUCCCUGAGGUGCUUUCUCCGUACAGGAAAGAAUGCCGUGUCGACUCUGCGGCGGGAAUUUCACAGAAGUGUUCCGGCCGCCGUGCAGGUGACGGUCCGUGAUGCUCUGAACCAGGCGAUGGACGAAGAGCUGGAGAGGGACGAGCGUGUGUUCCUGUUAGGUGAGGAGGUUGCCCAGUAUGAUGGAGCCUACAAGGUGAGCAGGGGUCUGUGGAAGAAGUAUGGAGACCAACGCAUCAUCGACACUCCGAUCUCCGAGAUGGGUUUUGCUGGCAUCGCUGUGGGAGCUGCCAUGGCUGGCCUGAGACCCAUCUGUGAGUUCAUGACAUUUAACUUCUCCAUGCAAGCCAUUGACCAGGUCAUCAACUCUGCGGCAAAGACGUACUACAUGUCAGCCGGGCUGCAGCCGGUACCCAUCGUCUUCAGAGGACCCAACGGAGCGUCGGCUGGUGUUGCUGCACAGCACUCGCAGUGCUUCGCUGCAUGGUACAGUCACUGUCCAGGGCUGAAGGUUGUGAGUCCGUGGAACUCAGAAGAUGCCAAAGGUCUCUUGAAAUCAGCCAUCAGAGAUGACAACCCUGUGGUGUUCCUGGAGAACGAGCUGAUGUACGGUGUUCCCUUUGAGAUGUCGGAGGAAUCACAGUCCAAAGACUUCACCAUUCCCAUCGGCAAGGCCAAGGUUGAGAGACAAGGAACUCAUGUCACUUUGGUCAGUCACUCUCGGUUCGUCAGUCACUGCCUGGAUGCUGCUGCUGUCCUCGCCAAGGAGGGAAUCGAGUGUGAGGUGAUCAACCUGCGGACCAUCCGUCCUAUGGAUGUGGAGAGUAUUGAGACCAGCGUGAUGAAGACCAACCACCUGGUGACAGUGGAGGGCGGCUGGCCUCAGUUUGGGGUUGGAGCUGAGAUAUGCGCCAGGAUCAUGGAAGGUCCUGCCUUCAACUACCUGGACUCUCCGGUCACCAGGGUGACGGGCGUCGACAUCCCCAUGCCGUACGCCAAAAUCCUGGAGGACAACAGCUUGCCACAGAUUAAAGACAUCAUGUUCUCCGUCAAAAAGACCCUCAACAUCUGAGAGACACACACACAGGACAAGCCCACCUCAAUCCUCUUUUGUCUCGUUCACACAGACGGUGGUAAAACAUUUUAACCACGUGUAAAUACAAUCAAACAGGUCCUUUAAAAAAAAAAAAAAAAAAAACCCUCCAGAUUUAUGUUUCCAACCAGAUGUUGGUCAGUGAAGCGCACAGCUGUUUUCUCUGCCCCCAGAGUGGUGGACACACAGAGUGCGGUCAACUCGCCACCUCUGUUAGUCAGUCAGACUUGACCGAACUCUGUGUGUGACUCUGGCUGCUAUUUCCACUUCCUCCUCUUCAAAAUAAAAGUUGCUCUAUCCUGUAGGCCUUUAUGUGGUUGUAUGUUAAGUCACAAUGAAACUGCUGAGUGAGCACUACAAAAAUGUUAGGAUUUGAUCAGUCUGCAGCGUUUUACUCGGGCCAAGAUAUUUAUUUGAUAGUGAUGCCAAACCUUUUUUUUUUUUUGUAACUUUUGUCAAAUUAAGGUUAAAACCUAUUCCAAAAUACUCUAAUAUAAACAAUAUUCCACCAGAAUAAAUAUUGACAAAAAUACUGAAAAAACAUCUGGUGAAAACAGACUGAUGUCACAUUGAGUAAAAAGAGUCUCAAAUUUACACUUACAAUUGACCAAUUAAAACUUAAUUUUUGCUCUCAGUAGUUUUGCUGUUAUAAUAAAGUCAAACAUAUUUCUAACCAUCAAAACCUAACUGUAUUCUUUCUAGUAACUUAAUUCCUUGGACUGACUCUGACAAAACAUUGAACCAGAGGGGUGCUGUAGGUGAAGUGUGGUCGGGAAUAUUUAUUGUAGCUGCAGCAGCUCUGUUGGAUGUUUUUGUUGCUGUAAAUGACUCUGUUACAGAAAUAAAAACCUUUCAGUCCCCCAUGCUGCUUUACACUGUAA
Scatophagus argus is the source of this 2084-nucleotide messenger RNA. It is a transcript of the gene pdhb, whose product is annotated as pyruvate dehydrogenase E1 subunit beta. The record is from RefSeq and is a predicted model, not a curated record. NCBI's taxonomy places the organism in Eukaryota, Metazoa, Chordata, Actinopteri, Scatophagidae. The transcript has 11 exons. The coding region runs from base 1 to 1182 and encodes 393 amino acids. Gene Ontology annotation, molecular function: pyruvate dehydrogenase (acetyl-transferring) activity. Gene Ontology annotation, biological process: pyruvate decarboxylation to acetyl-CoA.